Molecule: messenger RNA, 555 nt
Organism: Symbiodinium necroappetens
Lineage: Eukaryota; Dinophyceae; Suessiales; Symbiodiniaceae
Source: the annotation of a GenBank genome assembly
AUGGUUCACCUCGCCGCUCCUCUUCUCUGUCUCCUUGCCGCCGCAAGCGCUGCGACGACAGUUUCGGCAGCUGAGGGAUGUGGUCAUCUUGAUUCUGCCGGGAUGGAAGGCGAUGAGAACUCCCAGCUACAGACAAAGCCAGCUGCCCACACCACCGCAAGUCAGGAGAAGUUUCCGGAGUGGCUGCUCUGGCAGAUGAAGGGUGAGCUUGAGGACCUUCAAAGCCGCAAUGCGGCACUUGAAGACUCCACGGCUUUGGACUGCAGCUUCGUCUUCAUCGUGCAAAACCCGCAGGAGGGCCGCCUCUUCGUUCCGGUAGGCAGCAGAUGUGAGUACGACGACAGCGUUUCUGCGUCAGAUGUCGUUUGCACGGCGUCUCAGGGACCCUCAGUGAAUCCACAGUCGGUAACCUCGGACAUCACACCCUUCGAGUUGCAGCCGGAGGGGUCAGGCGUGAACUACAUGGUGGAGAUCGUUUCCAACGAUGCGACUUACAGGUUCAACAAACCUGACGAGUGGAACAUUGCAUGCCGAGCAGCUACGAGCACCGAGUAG